Pangasianodon hypophthalmus (striped catfish) is the source of this 2714-nucleotide messenger RNA. RefSeq lists its product as uncharacterized. The coding region runs from base 279 to 2714 and encodes 811 amino acids. The transcript is spliced from 4 exons. The record is from RefSeq and is a predicted model, not a curated record. Lineage: Eukaryota; Metazoa; Chordata; Actinopteri; Siluriformes; Pangasiidae.
UUUUAAAUGAAAUUUUAUUAAAUAGUAAAAUACGUAUAUACAUUACAGUACAUGUUAACAGACUUAAUAACGCUUGUAGUAACACAUAGUAACCGCUAGGUGGCAAUAGGUGGGACGCUGUUACUCUUCCUGUCGCACGUAUUUGACGUUAUUGCCCGUAUAAGGCGGUCGCGUGCCGAUGGCGUCACUGCGCGUCAAAUUUUUUUGAACCGAAAGGCGGUUACAAACAAACGGCAGCAGUUAGUUAUUAUUUUAUUAAAAGGAAAGAAGAAGGAGUAAUGUCGAGUAUCAGAGUCUCUCACACAGUGAGGUGUGAGCGAGCUCCUCUGCGUGAUGUACAGAAUGAGAGAUCAGUGCUGCAGCAGACUCCGUCCAGUGUUAAAGUGUGUGAGGUGCACUCUGAUCAGAAGGAAAAUCUCUCUGAAAACACGUCCGUAACAAACGUCACGUUUAAAUCCUUCACGUGUGCAGGAGGAGAGGUGGAGAUUUCAGACAGAUCUGAUCUCUCAGACGAAUCCGUUCUAAUCACUCGCGACUCUUCUGAUCCUCACACUGUUAAUAACUCCACCCUGACACACGAGGAGACUGAGGGCGAGCACGAGGACCAUCCGUACUGCAGAUACGCCGCCGACAGGACGCAGGACGACCACGCCUCCUCUGGAAAUCAGUCUCUGAGCCACACAGACUCUCCAGACGUCACCUUCAAAUCCUUCACCUGUCCUGGAGGAGAAGUCGAGAUCGCAGACGAUGAAUCGAUCGAACGCAAUGAAUCAGUUCUCUCUAAAGAUCCAGAUUUGGAAACUCAGGGUUUUGAAGAUGAGGUUUCUGAUGAACACACAGAGCUUCCCAGCCGCCAUUUUGAUCAUCCGUACUGUAACACUCAAACAUCUGAGCUGAGAUCUGGGAAAAUGGAGGAGGAGGAGGAGGAUGAUGCAUCUAUCUCCAUCUCCAAAAAUGCUCCAGACGUCACCUUUAAAUCCUUCACCUGUCCUGGAGGAGAAGUUGAAAUUGCAGAAGAGUCACUCGUGCCGGAAGAAGAAUCACUCGUGAAGAACGACUCACUCAUCGUUAAUGUUUCAGAACUGCAAAGUGAGAUCUGUGAUGAGCUUCCCAGCCGCCAUUUUGAUCAUCUCUACUGUAAUAUUCAAACAUCUGAACUUGGAUCUGGGAAAGUGGAGGAGGAGGAGGAGCAUGAUGAUGAUGGUGGUGAUGGUGGUUCUGUAAUUCCUCCAUCCAUCUCCAUCUCCAAAAAUGCCACAGAUGUCACCUUUAAAUCCUUCACCUGUCCUGGAGGAGAAGUUGAACUUGCAGAAGAAUCACUUGUGAAGAAUGAAUCACUCAUGAAGAGCGACUCACUCAUUGCUAAUGAUUCAGAACUGCAGAAUCUCGAAAGUGAGAUCUGUGAUGAGCUUCCCAGCCGCCAUUUUGAUCAUCUCUACUGUAAUACUCAAACAUCUGAACUUGGAUCUGGGAAAAUGGAGGAGGAGGAGGAGCAUGAUGGUGAAGGCGAUGAUGAUGGUGAUGGUGGUUCUGUAAUUCCUCCAUCCAUCUCCAAAAACGCCACAGAUGUCACCUUUAAAUCCUUCACCUGUCCUGGAGGAGAAGUUGAAAUUGCAGAAGAAUCACUCAUGAAGAAUGAGUCAUUUGAGUCAUUUGUGCUGGAUGAAUCACUCAUGAAGAAUGAAUCACUCAGCGCUAAAGAUUCAGAAGUGCAGAAUCUCCAAAGUGAGACCUGUGAGGAGCACACCGAGCUUCCCAGCCGCCAUUUUGAUCAUCUGUACUGUAACGACGAAACAGAAUCUUUUCCUGUACAAGUAAACGAUUCUGUCACUCGCGCCUCCAUGUUCGACUCUAACGAUCCGGAAGGAGUCAUUACCACAAACGACUCUUCCCGUGCUCUGAAUGGCUCCGCUGCCGCGGAGAGACGAGAUGACGUCACAUUUCGCUUCUCAGGAGCUGAAGUGGAGAUCGAGAACACGUACAGAAAGUUUGACGUGUCCACGCUCAUGAAGGGAUUAAACAUCUCUGAUCAGACCCAGUCCUCGUCUAACACUGAGGCAAGCGAACAUGGUGGAGAAAGCUUCAUCGUUAGAGAGCAAGACGACCAGGUUUACUGUCACGGUGUGAAAAAUGAUCUACAGCUGACAGUUUCUGAGAACGAAACUCACCUCAGUGUACAGAUUUCCAAUUCUGGGGUUUCGCAAAGCUCAGAAAGCGCAGUAAGGAGCGAGGGAUCAGAAAAUAUGAAGUCUGAAAUUAUAGUUCCUGAAAGUUCUUCAGACACCACAGAGGAACAAAAUGUAAAAUCUGUCCAGCAGCGAGAUCUCGACCAGCAAACGUCCGCUAAUCUCGAAGAAAAUGUGCUCAAGGAUGAAAACCCACGACUCAGAUGUAACUUCGAGGAAAUGUUUUCAGAUGAAAAUGACAAAAUAUCUCAUUCCCAACCUGGUGCUGAUAGAAUUCCUGAGAAUUUUGGUACUGCAGAAACCCAGAAAGUGCCGAACGCUGACGACGCUGACGUGUCGACCCACGCCGAGCCCGAAAUCCUGCGUUCUGAAAGCGUGGAUUUGGAAGCUCAGGUGAAAAUGUGGAGCCACAUCAUUCUUUCCGAGCCUUCCACUCCUAAACAUUCAGCACGUCGGACAUCUCUGGCUUCCAGAAAGUCCCAUUCCUCCUCCCGCAGCUGCACUCCACCGUACUCGCCGCGCCGCUAA